Peromyscus maniculatus bairdii (prairie deer mouse) is the source of this 4709-nucleotide messenger RNA. It is a transcript of the gene Slc7a3, whose product is annotated as solute carrier family 7 member 3. Gene Ontology annotation, molecular function: amino acid transmembrane transporter activity. The record is from RefSeq and is a predicted model, not a curated record. Gene Ontology annotation, cellular component: plasma membrane. NCBI's taxonomy places the organism in Eukaryota, Metazoa, Chordata, Mammalia, Rodentia, Cricetidae. Gene Ontology annotation, biological process: transmembrane transport; amino acid transport.
AUAUAUAGUCCAGUUUGGGUUACAUGAGACUCUGUCUCAAAAAAAGGUGAACUUUUUGAUGUAGAUAUUCUCUCUAUAAUUUUGUUUGUAAUAAGUUACACACGUUUGGUAUUCAGCCCAAUUUCUGGGUACCCAGUUCCUAAAGUCCUUGGAAUCUCCAAAGUGAUAAAUGUCUUUUUGUAUUGCUAAUGAUGACUGCUGGCUGGGGGUUCCAGAAUAGCUUCCGGAUGGGGGUUGGUUGCCAGGGGAACCAAAUUGAGAUUUGAAGUGCUUCAGGAAGUAUUAUUUGUUUAUUGUCUAGUACAUUUAAGAUACUUGAUAAUCCUGGAGAGGGACAUCUGUUAUACCAAGUCUAAUCUUUUAGUGCCUCCCAACAAACAUUCUACUUGCUAGCUUCUUGCAUCUUUGGAGGUCCACAGCUAGUCAUCCCACAUUCCUUAAGGUUCAGUUUAAGCCUUUGCAAUUCUUCCUUCUCAGUGUCUUACAAAGCCUUCCUUAGUCAUUCCAGUCUGUACCACUUGUCUGAACAUUUAUCAGUUUGCCAAUUGAUCUCAUUAUCUAAUCAGUCACUGAGUUUAAGCAGCCAAAUUGUUGUUAUAUACACUAACAUAUUACUUUGAAUCUGUAUCAGAUUUUCACUGACUAUUGCCCCGUGCCAGACAGGAAGACUUACUUCAUGAUGCCACUUAAGCAGCCCAAGUACCCAAUAAUCCAAGAGCUCCAGGUGUGCUAGAAGCGUCUUGUGACCAAAGUCAUGCGAAGGCUGUAAAGAUCCCUCAGAAAAACAAUUCUAUAAAUCAUGGAAAGCAAUCACUCUUUUCCAUAAUGACUUCUUCAGGGUCUAAAUACUUUGAGAAAACAAAUAUUCAUUCAGAUGUUUACCUGAGAUGCCGUGAAAAAAACUAUUUCAUUCUAAUAUUCACCCUAAAUACAGUGAUGGCUAGAUUCCCACAACAGUUGACAUACCAACUAUUCCACAAGUGCAUCCUUUUUGAUUGUGGUGUGGAGGUAGGGUGGGGUGUGGGGUGGUGGUCAACAGAAGCCUCACACAUGCUAGCUAGGCAAGUGCUCUACCACAGAGUCAUCUCUGUAGCCUGCUUUAUUGAAUGUCUAAGAGGUGCUUUACCUAGCUGAAAAGACCGAUUCUUUCAAAAAAGAAUUCGUACCUGGGAUUGGUGGCACAGGCUUGUAACCACAGCAUUUGGGGAGGUUGAAGCCUUCAGGAGAAUAAUUAGUUUAAGGUUAGCCUGAGCUACAUAGUAAAUUUCAGUUAACCUUGGGCUACAGAGGAGACUCUCAAGAAGGACUUGGGUGCUAGAUGAGUGAAUCAUGAAAGGAAACAAUGUAUUUUGGGCUAUCCUUAGCUACUAAGAUGACUUAGCAGAAGAGAGCUACCCCUUCACAAGCCUUACAAUCAAGGCAGUAAGAGUUUUAAGAACUAAUAGAGCCACAUGGAUCACCUUAAGAUUCUUCCGUCUUCUACUGUUUCCUAGUAACUAGCCUAAAAGGACCCACCUCUUGCUGGAGCUUAAGGCUUCCUCUUUGUUGCGCAUUUGAAUGAGGUAGAGUGCCUAUGGGAGGUAGACCUUAAAACUACAGGCUGGCUUUUAUCAGAAGGGUGGUUCAACAAUAGCGUGGAAGCUCCAAACUUCUGCUUAGUCACCAGGAAAAUGGGAUUAAAAGGGUGGGGCUGGAACAGCUCAUCGAUACGGUCUCAGCAUUGGUCCCCAUCGCUACAAAUUUUAAGAGAAGUUUCUCUCCCUCAUCCUUAAAUAUUCAUAAUUUCACAUGUGUUAUUGACAGGCAGGUGGAGAGAUGCUACACAUGCACUGUGGCCCAGGACUCUACACAGGAUGAAUUAUGUGGGUACAGGUGGUUUGAAACUGUCUUUCCUUCCCUUGAUGUCUGCAUUAGAAACAGUUGAGGGUGAGAGCUGAGGGCCAGCAGUCAGAUGGCGGCUCAUAGCCUUACGCAGUCCUUCCGAAGGAUUUCAUGCAGACAAGAAAGCGAAGGGAGAAGACAGAAGGAGGGGGAGACCUGGUGCUAUUUGUCCCGCCAUCCUUGACACAAUUCCUUUACUCACUCCCCUCCCCAGUGCUGCCAAUAAUCACCGAUUCUGACUAAUCCUGCACAAAAGUAGAAAAUUCCCAGGGGAUCUAUGGUCAGGAAGCUUCUUAUUGUCCUCUGACCACCAGAGAGGCAAAUGGGAAAAGGCUAUCCUCCCCCCUUUCUCGUUCCCCGCCAUGCCCUGCUUGCUGUUUUUGGUUGGGAAGCAGUCUCAGGCUUGCAAAGCCAAGUGAGUGUGUGUGUGUGUGUGUGUGUGUGUGUGUGUGUGUGUGUGUGUGUGUGUGUGUACACAAGCCCGCGCGUGGGUAUGUAUAUUGUGUUGUGUGUUAUGUGUAGGGAGAGGGCUUGGAGGUGGGAUCCCAUGACGUUACUGGCUCCUCCUCCCAGUGAAUAUAAGGGGCGCUUGGCGCGCAACGACCCUAAGCAGCAGCAUUGAAGCCUGAGCAGCUCAAGUCUGCAGACCCAACCCAACUCUGAAGUCAGCUUCACUGAACCAAAUCUGAGAAUCUUCGCCCUCUGGGCUUGCCACAGCUCUCUGCCAGAAUGCGGUGGCAGGCACUUAGAAGAUUUGGUCAAAAGCUGGUGCGGAGACGUGCGUUGGAGCCAGGCAUGGGCGAGACUCGCCUUGCCAGAUGCCUAAGCACCCUCGACUUAGUGGCCCUGGGUGUGGGCAGCACCUUGGGUGCAGGUGUGUAUGUCCUGGCUGGUGAGGUGGCCAAAGAUAAAGCAGGACCAUCCAUUGUGAUCUGCUUUUUGGUGGCUGCUCUGUCUUCGGUGUUGGCUGGACUGUGCUAUGCUGAGUUUGGCGCCCGGGUCCCUGGCUCUGGUUCUGCCUAUCUCUACAGUUAUGUCACGGUCGGUGAACUCUGGGCCUUCACUACCGGCUGGAACCUCAUCCUCUCCUACGUCAUUGGUACAGCCAGUGUGGCCCGGGCUUGGAGCUCUGCUUUUGACAAUCUGAUUGGGAACCACAUCUCUGAGACUCUGAAGGGGACCAUCUCACUGCAUGUGCCCCAUGUUCUCGCAGAAUAUCCAGAUUUCUUUGCUAUGGCUCUUGUGUUGCUGCUCACUGGAUUGUUGGCCCUGGGGGCGAGUGAAUCGGCCCUGGUUACCAAAGUGUUCACAGGGGCCAACCUCUUGGUUCUCGGGUUUGUCAUCAUCUCUGGCUUCAUUAUGGGAGAUCUGAAAAACUGGAGGCUCACAAAAGAGGACUAUUGCUUGACCAUGGGUGGACUCAAUGACACUUGUAGCUUCGAGUCCAUGGGCUCUGGAGGUUUCAUGCCUUUUGGAUUGGAAGGGAUCCUCCGUGGCGCUGCUACCUGUUUCUAUGCCUUCGUUGGUUUUGACUGUAUUGCGACCACCGGGGAAGAGGCUCAGAAUCCCCAGCGCUCCAUCCCUAUGGGUAUUGUGAUCUCACUGUCCGUCUGCUUUCUGGCGUACUUUGGCGUGUCUGCGGCACUUACCCUCAUGAUGCCUUACUACAAGCUUCGGCCGGAGAGCCCUCUGCCCGAGGCAUUUUCCUACGUUGGCUGGGAUCCUGCCAGCUACCUUGUGGCUGUUGGCUCCCUCUGUGCUCUUUCCACUAGCCUUUUGGGCUCCAUGUUUCCGAUGCCCCGGGUGAUCUACGCGAUGGCAGAAGAUGGCCUCCUGUUCCGUGUCCUUGCUAAGGUCCACAAUGGCACACACACCCCCAUUGUGGCCACUGUGGUAUCUGGUGUUAUUGCAGCGUUCAUGGCAUUCCUCUUUGAACUCGCCGACCUUGUGGACCUCAUGUCAAUUGGGACUCUGCUUGCUUACUCCCUGGUGUCCAUUUGUGUUCUCAUUCUGAGAUACCAGCCUGACCAGGAAAUGAAGAAUGAUGAAGAGGAAGUGGAAUCGCAGGAGGAGAAGACACUUGAGGAAGAGAAGCUGACUGCCCAGGCUCUGUUUUGUCCAGUCAACUCCAUCCCUUCCCUCCUUUCUGGCCGAGUUGUCUAUGUCUGCGCCUCACUGCUUGCUGUACUACUGACUGCUCUUUGCCUGGUGCUGACCCGAUGGACAACUCCACUUAGUUCUGGAGACCCAGUGUGGAUCACAGUGGUUGUGCUGAUCCUGGGGCUCAUUCUUGGAACUGCUGGAGUCCUCUGGAGACAGCCACAGAACAACACUCCCCUUCACUUUAAGGUGCCUCUUCUGCCUCUACUCCCGCUGGUGAGCAUCUUUGUGAAUGUUUACCUGAUGAUGCAAAUGACAGUUGGCACUUGGGCCCGAUUUGGGAUCUGGAUGCUGAUUGGGUUUGGUAUCUACUUUGGCUAUGGGAUCCAGCACAGUGUGGAAGAAGUUAAGACUCAUCAAACCCUACCGAAAACAAGGACCCAAACUGUAGACCUUGAUCUCACUGCUUCCUGUGUUCACACCAUUUGACCUAAUCAUACCCGAGUGCUGUCUAGUCCCCCUACACAAUAAUGGAGAGCACUCUUGACCCCACAGAGAGCUGGGCCUCUCAUGUGGUACUAGUGGGGGAUACUCAAUAGAGCUCUAUUUAUUGUGGAACAAUGAACAUUUCUUUGCUGUUUCUCAUUUAUUUUUUAUUUACUUGUCUACUUUGGAAUUGUCCCUGUAGUUGCUAAAAUGUUAUUAAAGGAAAGCAGAAGAAAAAAAAA